Messenger RNA from Motacilla alba alba, 1276 nucleotides. Its product is annotated as mas-related G-protein coupled receptor member H-like. The transcript has a single exon. Bases 35 to 982 code for a protein of 315 amino acids. Lineage: Eukaryota; Metazoa; Chordata; Aves; Passeriformes; Motacillidae. Gene Ontology annotation, molecular function: G protein-coupled receptor activity. Gene Ontology annotation, cellular component: membrane. The record is from RefSeq and is a predicted model, not a curated record. Gene Ontology annotation, biological process: G protein-coupled receptor signaling pathway.
GGGCCACAUCCCACUGCCUGUGCAGCGUCCAACCAUGGAGGUGACCACCGUAUUCCCAUCUCCUGCCUCACCUGCUGAAGGAGAUAACACAUGUGGAACUGAUAUCACCUUUGUGGCCAUAGGUGGCAUCAUGCUGCUCAUCUGCCUCUGUGGGCUGGCUGGGAACGGGGCUCUCCUCUGCCUCCUCAGCUUCUGCAGGAACCCCAUCACAGUCUAUAUCUUCCAUUUGGCUGUCGCUGACUUCCUCUUUCUCCUCUUUGUGGUCACCUCCCUCCUGCUUCACCUGCUGGAGGAAGUUUCCUGCUCCACUAUUAUGCUCCAGGAGUACCUGAAGCUGUUUUUCCUGCUCUCGCUGUUCUCUUACACCACGGGGCUCUGCCUGCUGACAGCCAUCACCAUCGAGAGGUGCACAUCCGUCCUCUGCCCACUCUGGUACCGCUGCCACCGUCCCAAACACCUGUCACGGUUCAUGAGUGUCCUUCUCUGGGCCCUCCCCUUUGUUACAGUGGUUAUCCUGUGCCUGUCACUGAAGCCCCACCACUGCCAGGUGUCUCUCAUCUUCAUGAAUGCCCUCAACCUGCUCUUUGCUGCGGCCAUGGUCAUUUCCAGCACAAUUCUCUUCAUUGAGGUCAAGCGUGGAUCCCAGCAGCAGCAGCAGCCCAAGAGACUCGACGUCCUUAUCAUCCUCACUGUGCUCUUCGUCCUCCCCUUCACUCUCCCGCUCAGCCUCUGGACGUUACUGCAGCAGCUCGGCUACACCGUUGUGUCAGCCCCAGUGGUUUUCCUGCUCGCCUGCAUCCGCAGCACCAGCAGCCCCUUCAUCUGCUUCUCGGUGGGGAGCUGCAGGAGGCCCUGCUCCCUGGAGUGCUGCAGGAGGCCCUGCUCCAUGGGGUCCCUAAGGAAGGCUCUCCUGAGAGUCUUUGGGGGCACAGAAGAAAACACUGCCAGCAGCAAUGAUCCCGUCACGGACAUUGUGCUCUGAGCCUGUUGAUUCCUGCCACUGCACUGCUGAAUAACCCGACUGCAGCUGAGAGAUUCCUCGAGCUGCCUGAUCAAUAAAUAUCCACAGGACCACCCUCCCUCUGCUGUGCAUCCUCACCCUCUUUCCAGUCCACACUGAGAUCUCAGAAAUGCUCCUGGCCAAUGAAUUCCGUUGUGCUGCCGCUUAACAUUAAAGCCGGUUUUUGCUGAUCCCCUUGGCGGUGACUUUUUCAGUGAUCUCAAACACUCAUUUGGCUCACUCUCGCCGUGUAAUUCUGCCGGAGAAGGGAGCAGC